Molecule: messenger RNA, 5041 nt
Organism: Paramormyrops kingsleyae
Lineage: Eukaryota; Metazoa; Chordata; Actinopteri; Osteoglossiformes; Mormyridae
Source: RefSeq, a predicted model, not a curated record
GGCUGUGCUGGGAUGGGGGCCAUUAUAAUCAGACAAGCUCAGAAAUUCUCAGGUCAUUAAGGGGGUGGAGGUCAGCAGUGCUCAGGUCAUUGGGAGGGUGGAGGUCAGUAAUGUUCAGGUCAUUAGGAGGGUGGAGGUCAGCAAUGUGCAGGUCAUUAGGAGGGUGGAGGUCAGUAAUGUUCUGGUCAUUACGAGGGUGGAGGUCAGCAAUGUGCAGGUCAUUAGGAGGGUGGAGGUCAGCAAUGUGCAGGUCAUUGGGGUGAAGGUCAGUAAUGUUCAGGUCAUUAAUGGGGUGGAGGUCAGUAAUGUUCAGGUCAUUAGGAGGGUGGAGGUCAGGGUGGAGGUCAGUAAUGUUCAGGUCAUUAGGAGGGUGGAGGUCAGCAAUGUGCAGGUCAUUGGGGUGAAGGUCAGUAAUGUUCAGGUCAUUAAUGGGGUGGAGGUCAGUAAUGUUCAGGUCAUUAAGGGGGUGGAGGUCAGUAAUGUUCAGGUCAUUAGGAGGGUGGAGGUCAGUAAUGUUCAGGUCAUUAGGAGGGUGGAGGUCAGCAAUGUGCAGGUCAUUGGGGUGAAGGUCAGUAAUGUUCAGGUCAUUAAGGGGGUGGAGGUCAGUAAUGUUCAGGUCAUUAGGAGGGUGAAGGUCAGCAAUGUGCAGGUCAUUGGGGUGAACGUCAGCAAUGUGCAGGUCAUUGGGGUGGAGGUCAGCAAUGUUCAGGUCAUUAGGAGGGUGGAGGUCAGCAAUGUGCAGGUCAUUGGGGUGAAGGUCAGCAAUGCGCAGGUCAUUGGGGUGGAGGUCAGUAAUGUUCAGGUCAUUGGGGUGAAGGUCAGCAAAGCGCAGGUCAUUGGGGUGGAGGUCAGUAAUGUUCAGGUCAUUGGGGUGGAGGUCAGUAAUGUUCAGGUCAUUAGGAGGGUGGAGGUCAGCAAUGUGCAUUUCUGUGAUGGGUAAUAUUCAUUUCUCAUUCUUUCUUAUUCUUAUUUUCAUACGAAUUAGAAGCAUUAAUCAUGAAAAUAAACAUGACAGGUGGGAAUUGUUGUAAAUCACUUUGCAGGUAACACUGGCAGAUACACGUCGGUACCCAGGGAAUCCGGUAUGCUGUACAGUAUCCGGUUUGGCUUCUAAUUCCUCAUGUACGGCUUCUCCCAGAAAGCCUGGCUCUCCACUCGAGGCCUAGAGAAACAAAGCCUGCGAGAGAAUACUAAUCAGAAGUCUCCAGAAAACAUGUCUUCCGGGGAGCCGCCUUAUUCGUCUGUUGAUUUAUUGGCUAAUUGUAGUGAGGCGGUAAUUGCUCCCAAUUUGCUCCUGUAAUCACUGUGCUGCGAGCCCCCCCCCCCCCCCACACACAAAAAAAACCCGCUAACAGUCACGCCUUCUUUGGGUCGGCCAAGCUGCAGGAAACCGAAGCCGUCUGGCCACUCAGCACGGCUGGCUGUCCGCAUCUCCUCCCUCAGCGGGGUGGCGUGACGACGCUUUAUCCUUUGGUUCCUCCACCUGCCUGCUGGCGAUGGGUCUCAUCCCUCAGCCCGCUGUGGGCCAUUUGCCCCACUCUCAGACACUAAGGGUGGCUUCAGUCUGCCCUCCACAACGUCACACGUACGACAGUAAUGUGGAUGCUGGACUGAAUAGUCUCUCUGUGCUGUGUGGUGUGGAGUCUCUCUGUGCUGCCUGGUAUAGAAUCAUUCUGUGCUGUAUGAAGUCUCUGUAUGCUGUGUGGAGUCUCUCUGUGCUGCGUGGUAUAGAAUCAUUCUGUGCUGUAUGAAGUAUCUGUAUGCUGUGUGGAGUCUCUGUGUGCUGUGUGGUAUAGAAUCACUGUGUUGUGUGGUGUGGAGUCUCUCUGUGCUGCGUAGUAUAGAAUCAUUCUGUGCUGUGUGGAGUCUCUGUAUGCUGUGUGGAGUCUCUGUGUGGUGUGUGGUAUAGAAUCACUCUGUGUUGUGUGGUGUGGAGUCUGUGCUGCGUGGUAUAGAAUCAUUCUGUGCUGUAUGAAGUCUCUGUAUGCUGUGUGGAGUCUCUCUGCUGUGUGCUAUAGAAUCAUUCUGUGCUGUGUGAAGUCUCUGUAUGCUGUGUGGAGUCUCUGUGUGCUGUGUGGUAUAGAAUCAUUCUGUGCUGUGUGAAGUCUCUGUAUGCUGUGUGGAGUCUCUGUGUGCUGUGUGGUAUAGAAUCACUCUGUUGUGUGGUGUGGAUUCUCUCUGUGCUGCGUAGUAUAGAAUCAUUCUGUGCUGUAUGAAGUCUCUGUAUGCUGUGUGGAGUCUCUGUGCUGUGUGGUAUAGAAUCAUUCUGUGCUGUGUGAAGUCUCUGUAUGCUGUGUGGAGUCUCUGUGUGCUGUGUGGUAUAGAAUCACUCUGUGUUGUGUGGUGUGGAGUCUCUCUGUGCUGUGUGGUAUAGAAUCAUUCUGUGCUGUGUGGAGUCUCUGUGUGCUGUGUGGUAUAGAAUCAUUCUCUGCUGUGUGAAGUCUCUGUAUGCUGUGUGGAGUCUCUAUGUGCUGUGUAGUAUAGAAGCAUUCUGUGCUGUGUGAAGUCUCUGUAUGCUGUGUGGAGUCUCUGUGCUGUGUGGUAUACAAUCAUUCUGUGCUGUGUGAAGUCUCUGUAUGCUGUGUGGAGUCGCUAUGUUCUGUGAAGUUUCACCCAUGAUUUUUGGACUCUUCUGGGUCUUAAUUUGACCUGGCCCAACUUUAAAAUCGAUCCGUAAGCCGGUGUUGUUUAGCCCCGGGUUUGAACUCUGACCCCUGUGGUGUCUGUGUGAAUGCAGGUCCAUCAUGAUGGAUCUAUACUACCUCAGCCAAGCGGACGGCGCUGGGGACUGGCGGGAGAAGGAGGCCAAGGACCUGUCCAGCCUGGUGCAGAACCGGAUCACUUAUCUGCAGAACCCACAGGACUGCAGCAAAGCUCGCAAGCUGGUCUGCAACAUCAACAAGGGCUGCGGCUAUGGCUGCCAGCUGCACCACGUGGUCUACUGCUUCAUGAUCGCCUAUGGAACGCGGCGCACCCUCAUCCUGGAGUCACACAACUGGCGCUACGCCACCGGCGGCUGGGAGACCGUGUUCCGGCCCGUCAGCGACACCUGCACGGACCGCACUGGUUCUUCCACGGGCCAUUGGUCUGGUGAAGAUAAUGACCGGAACGUGCAGGUGAUAGAGCUGCCCAUUGUGGACAGCCUGCACCCACGGCCUCCCUACCUGCCCCUGGCCAUCCCCGAAGACCUGGCCGACCGGCUGCACCGUCUCCACGGCGACCCGUCCGUCUGGUGGGUCUCACAGUUUGUGAAAUACCUGAACCGGCCUCAGGCCUGGCUGGAGAAGGAGAUCCAGGAGACUACCAAGAAGCUGGGCUUCAAGCAUCCCAUCGUCGGAGUACACGUGCGUCGCACAGACAAGGUAGGCACGGAGGCGGCGUUCCACCCCAUCGAGGAGUACAUGGUGCACGUGGAGGAGCAGUUUGAGCACCUGGCCCGGCGGAUGCGUGUGGACAGGAAGCGUGUGUACCUGGCCACGGACGACCCCUCCCUGCUGCAGGAAGCCAAGAGCAAGUACCAGGACUACGAGUUCAUCAGCGACAACUCCAUCUCCUGGUCUGCUGGGCUGCCCAAUCGCUACACAGAGAACUCGCUGAGGGGCGUGAUCCUCGACAUCCACUUCCUGUCCCAGACCGACUUCCUGGUCUGCACCUUCUCAUCCCAGGUGUGCCGCGUGGCCUACGAGAUCAUGCAGACCCUCCAUCCGGAUGCCUCCUCCUACUUCUACUCGCUCGACGACAUCUACUAUUUCGGAGGCCAGAACGCACACAACCAGAUAGCCAUAUACCCGCACGAGCCGCGCGGCGCCGAGGACAUCCCGCUGCGGCCCGGCGACGUCAUCGGUGUGGCCGGCAACCACUGGGAUGGCUACUCCAAGGGCCUGAACCGCAAGAUAGGCCGCACGGGCCUCUAUCCCUCCUACAAGGUAAAGGAGAAGAUCGAAACAGUGAAGUACCCCACGUACCCCGAGGCAGACAAACUGCUCCACCUCUAAUGGGGGCGGGGCCACGCUUCAGCCUGCACGCUCCCACGGGGAAGCGAGAGACCGCUGCAUCCUGAACCGAACGGACAGGAUGUUACUGCGGUUUUGUGUGGGGGUGGGAGGGGGUGUUCCUGGCCCCAGCACACAGCAGCCCCUGACCGAGAUCCCUCCUCCAGCAAUGUCAGGGUUGUGAACAAAAGGGAAGGACUAAACAUCUGGCCAGACCAGCCAAUCUCAUGAAGGAAUUGCUCUCCCAAGGAAAGUAGGAUGGACUUUAGAUCCAAUUAGAGAACUGAGCAGGAAGGAAUGUUAUUUAUUUGUGUGUGUGUGUGUGUGUGUGUGUGUGUGUGUGCGCGCACGCGUGCACGGGCGGGUGUUAUUUUAAUAUCCUCCUGCACUGACCUUUUUUUGACCACUCGUGCUCAUUGAAUGUAACUUCCUCUUGUCAAACUUCCUGACUUCCUCCACUGACCGCCAUACCCCCCCCCCCCCCGCCCAUCCCGCCCCUCCGAACAGGGAAGUUGUGCUGUUCACUCCAAGCCUCCAAGCUCUCACUUGUACUUAUGUUCACAAAUGUCACAUGACGCUGUUCCCCUCUAACUUUAUGUGUCUGAGUGCGUGUGCGUGUGCUGCGGUGGGUGGGGGGGGGGGUUACACACGGGUUUAAAAGCAGGGUUCCCAUGAAGGAAAUGGCCUCUUUCUUCCUUCUCUCUGUUGCAAUCUUAUCCUCUCUGAGGGCGACAGGGGGACCUCCAGGCCCCCGGACUAAUGCGGGCGCCACAGACUACGCCCCCUUCUGGGCACAAUGAACAAAGCACUCAAACAUCCUGCCAGCCCCUUGUCUGUUUAUCUAAAUGUCUCCUCGUUUGUUUUUUUUUUUUAACUUUUUAACAUAUAGAAACAGCAAAGGCACCCAAAUUACAAGUGGUAGUAAUGUUAAUAAUGAUGAUGAUCCUCUCUGUCAUGCCAUACUGUACUCUAGUGCAUCCUGGAGGGAUUUUCUGUUUCUGGGCAUCGUCUUUGAUAAACACGGAUGAAAUAAAUCUGAAAUCCACCUG